This is a messenger RNA of Aspergillus piperis CBS 112811, 990 nucleotides long. RefSeq lists its product as uncharacterized. Gene Ontology annotation, molecular function: protein kinase activity. Bases 1 to 990 code for a protein of 329 amino acids. Gene Ontology annotation, biological process: protein phosphorylation. The record is from RefSeq and is a predicted model, not a curated record. The transcript is spliced from 3 exons. Lineage: Eukaryota; Fungi; Ascomycota; Eurotiomycetes; Eurotiales; Aspergillaceae.
AUGGCUGACGACGCCAGCGUCAAAAUAGUAGACGAGAUUACUAUGAAGAAUGCUCUUAAUAGGAACUUCACCAGACUGUUUAAUUCUAUCUGUGAAGCAAACGAUCUCUCCCGCACGUCAGAUGCGCUCAUACAUCUUCCGCAAACAGCAAACGAUAUCUGGGAAUAUGUCAACGAGGCAGUGACUGUAAACGCCCAUGCCUCCUCCCAACAAAUCCAACAGGUCCACAAUACGAGUAGCUUUGCAAUCCUCUCCAAGCACCGCCAAUACAUUGAUCGAAUUCUCAAGGCUGAGAUUGAACCUGUGUAUGUUGAGAUCCCACAAUUCCACUCGGUGUUCUUUGGAUGCGUACAAGACAGUGCCUACUUGCCGCCUACAAAGCGCCCACGCUUAUCAUCACCUAACAAUACAUCCCAAAAGCCCCCAAACUGUAUCCACCGCCGAGUCAUCCUACGCGAUCACGGCAAGCCAAUCUACACGGCAAGCACCCAUUCAAUCCUUCUCACCAUAUUAGAGAUAUACAUAACAGGACACCAAUCUCUACACAAGACAGGGAUUCUUCACCAGGACAUCUCACCCAAUAACCUCCUAGUCAACGAAAACAAGAACAACAACAACAACCCAUCCUGGCCAGCGUUCAUAAUCGACCUUGAUCUCGCCAUCAGAGAGCAAAGAGAUAUUCCUGCCCCAGAGGCACACGGUAGUAAGAAGACCGGAACCAGACCCUUCCUGGCCAUCGGUGCACUCAUGGGCGAGAAACAUUCAUUCAUGCAUGAUCUCGAAUCAUUAUUCUGGAUGAUCUUUUGGAUAUGCGUCCACUAUGAAGCCCCGGGUAGGAAGGGAAGAAGGGCCGUUGCUAUAUUCGACAGAUGGAACUUUGUCGAUACAGGUGAUCUGGCUGUUAUGAAACAGGGCUUCGUGUUUAAUGAGGAGGAUUUUCUCCGGUGGGCUGAUGGACGGUGGAAGAUUUGGGAUUGUAUGAGCGGAUGA